UAUGUAUUGCAUUGGUCAAAAGUGACAGUAAAGACAUUUGUAAUGAUACAUCAGUUUACUAUUUCAAAUAAAUGCUGCCAUUUUAAACGAUUUGUCAAGGAACCCGGUUUUAUAAAACAUUGAACUCUAUUUAAAAUAAUGAAAUGAUGGUACACUUGUGAGACUACGCAUGGCUUUAACAAAGGCAAGAGCACAAAUAUAGGCCAGCAUAAAAAAGGGGCUUAUUUUAAGAUGUUAAUCAACAUUUGCUAGCGUUCUCCUGUUUCUAUAAUUGGUACAUGCCCAGGAAUAGGGACCCGGAUAGACUAUCAUUAAUUUAAAAGCACUCUGUGAUAACGAUGCACUCUUGUAUUAUUUGCUCUUCGGCAGGGCUCUCGGAUAGAUGAUCAGCGCUGCUCUGCUCCCAAAAUCCAGCUGGGGUCUCCUGCCCCCCCAAAGAAAUCUCAUUCUCAGCCCGUAUCCCUGUCUGGAUCAGGCUCACCCACUAAAUCAUCUCGGAGCUUGGGAUCAUUCAGCCCUGCCUCGGAGGUACAAACUUGUAUUGAUCAGGACCAGUUUUUUUCCCUGGUGCAUCAUGCACAGCAACGUCGAAUGGAUGACCAGCGGUGCUCAUUUGAGCCCUUCAAAAAGACUGCGUCCUCUCCGAAGAACCCAAACUCUAGUUCCACAGUGGAAGAUCCUGAGCAGUUUUUCAAACUAGUGGCCAACUUUCAGAGCAGACGACUGGAUGACCAGCGCGUGGCGCUCGGCACACUGCCGGGCAUCCAGACCUCCAGCACUGGAACUACAAGAGAGAAGAGUCAAACACUAGCCCCUAAAAUCACCCUGACCCCCGCGUCACCUGCUGCGCCCAAAAGAGUUUGUUCUAGACCUUCCUCUCCCACUCUGAGCGUCAGUGAACCAGACACACCUGCCAGGCCUCCCCCCAGAUCGGCCUCAUUUUCCCCCAAAGGAUUACUGCAUGAUGAGCUGUCUGCACAGAUAUCAUUUCAAAUUUCCAUGUGCUUCCCUCCACAUCAGACACAGGGAGCAAACAACCAGCCAUGUCCAUUUCCUGAAAUCUUCCUCACAAUCGGCCAGCCGGGGGAGGCUAUAGUCAUUCCUCUCAGCCCAAGACCCGGCAGACCACUCUCUCUCAAUGUGAACCCACCUGGACAGCACCGCUCCAGGUCUGCGUCUCCUCACAGGUCCCCUGCCAGUCAGGGACACUCAAGACCCUCGUCUCCACACCCAGGAGACCUCGCUAGUCCAAUGGGCCCAUAUGAGGACUACAUCUCUCUGAACCAAAGAGUCCACGCCACUCAGCCGCAGCAGAAUAAUGUACGGGGCAGAGCAGAGCCAAGCAAGGAGGUUAAGAAAGGAAAAGGAAAGAGUAGUGGAAAGAAAGAGAAAAAAGAGGGAAGCAAAGAAAAGAAAAAAUAGGACAUGUUCAUUUAUUUUCAUAUACUUUACGUCUCCUAGAUGAAUGUCAGUGUUGCAAAAAAGCUAAACUUGUUGCAUUUGACGUUUUGAUUUGAAAAAUAAUAAAAAAGUUUUAAUUAGCAUGUUAAAAUAAGCUAUGUUCACGUUGGAAAAUAACAUUUAAAAAUGUAUUCUGUAUGGUUUUGUUUCAUGGCUCAGGGUUUGAACAUACUGACUGACUGGAGUUUAUUUUGCAGUUUUUUUAUCUGCUGUGAUGAAUGAUCAAAUAGGCUUGUGCUGUUUCUGUGUCUGAUAAUUCUCUUGUGAAUUUAAUAAAUGCGUAUGUAUUUGUGUGAAGCUUCACGUCUGUUUUUAAAAUUUGCACAAAAUUAGCGUUUGUUCUAUUCUGUGACAGGAAGUGGCUUUCAUAAGCCGCUUCGCCUGUCUUGCUUCCUCUGCACUAUGGGAGAAAGCGGUUCUCAAGGGCCAGUUACAGAUGUGGCUAUAACAGCAUCAUCGAGUGAGGAGUAUGUGACGAAACCGUAACCCAUGCUGCGUCUCUUCUUCUUUCUUUUGGGGAGGUUUGGAGCUCCUCUUUGCUCUGCCUGGUGU
Molecule: messenger RNA, 2013 nt
Organism: Puntigrus tetrazona (Sumatra barb)
Lineage: Eukaryota; Metazoa; Chordata; Actinopteri; Cypriniformes; Cyprinidae
Exons: 5
Coding region: 592-1422 (276 amino acids)
Molecular function (GO): protein binding; guanyl-nucleotide exchange factor activity
Source: RefSeq, a predicted model, not a curated record